CUUCCCUCAUCAACCCCACGACAAACUAAUUUCUCAACACCCAAAAAUGGAGCCUCAAAUACCAUCUGAGCCUUGUCUCUCUGAAACUUCAGCCAUCGUUUCAGCCUCAAAUGGCCCAACACCAACCGCCAGAACCUCCAUGGAUACUACCCCCAAAGAAGACAAGAAAGAAGAUGAUCUCGUAUUGGACCUGCGCCUCUCCAAUCAAGAAUCGAAGCCUGAGCUGAAUUUCGUAGACUGUUUCAAGGUUGUGGACUCGUCCUCUGAUCAUGAUCAAGACCAAGGUAAUGAAACUGAGCCUAGAGUAUUUCCAUGUAACUAUUGCCAAAGAAAAUUUUACAGUUCACAGGCUCUGGGAGGCCACCAAAAUGCACAUAAACGAGAAAGAACACUGGCCAAACGAGGCCAGCGGAUUGGCCGUGGCGAUUUCGGUCAACAUUAUAGCAUGGCUUCUCUUCCUCUGUAUUGUUCCUUGAAUAAACCACUUGGAGUUGGGGAGCACUCCAUGAUCCACAAGCCCACUUUUGCUCCAUGGCAUAAUGGAUGGUCUAGACGCCCCGUUGAUCGCCAUCUUUCAAUGGGGAUUAGUGCCACUGGUACAUUCCAAGGCCGUGUAGGGAAGUUCGGUCCGCCGACGGAGGGAAUGGCUGGAUUUUUGUGGGAUACUGUUAACCAUUUCAACCGUGAAAAAGAUGAGUUGAACCUCGACUUGGCUUUGAAGCUUUAA
This is a messenger RNA of Hibiscus syriacus, 727 nucleotides long. Its product is annotated as zinc finger protein 1-like. Gene Ontology annotation, biological process: negative regulation of abscisic acid-activated signaling pathway. The transcript has a single exon. The record is from RefSeq and is a predicted model, not a curated record. Bases 47 to 727 code for a protein of 226 amino acids. Lineage: Eukaryota; Viridiplantae; Streptophyta; Magnoliopsida; Malvales; Malvaceae.